AUGUCGUUCAAGGUGUUCAUUGUGGGAGAUCCGGGUGUGGGCAAGACGAGCAUGAUGCUUCGAUUCAUAGAUGACACAUUCCUGGAGGACACGGCCCCCACCUCUGGCGGCCAGCCCGGCAAGAAACGCCAAAUCGAAGUGGACGGCAAGAACGAGAGAUUUGGCAACAUCACCUGCUCCCUCUACCAGGGCAUGCAUGGCUUCAUCAUCGCCUACGAUGUGAACAACACCGAGACCUUCAAGGCCGUGGAUAACUGGCUGACGAAGCUGAACUACAUGGAAACGAUGACGUUUUUGUCCACCCUGCCAUCGGUCAUGCAUAAUUUUCGGAGUUACAUCAACAUCGCCAUCGAGAUGCUGGAGGACAUGGCCUCCGAGUGA
Messenger RNA from Acanthamoeba castellanii str. Neff, 381 nucleotides. RefSeq names its product Ras subfamily protein. Bases 1 to 381 code for a protein of 126 amino acids. Gene Ontology annotation, molecular function: GTP binding; GTPase activity. The record is from RefSeq and is a predicted model, not a curated record. The transcript is spliced from 4 exons. Lineage: Eukaryota; Discosea; Longamoebia; Acanthamoebidae.